UUAAAAGUUGGAGACUUUUGCAAACAGGAGAAGGCGGCGAAUAUGUCCGGCGAAGAGAUAGAUGAUGAAGAAGAAGAAGAGGUGAUGGGGGGAAUAGGAAGUUACAAAGGGAAAGUAAGAAUGGUGAAAGGAGAUGCAUCAGACGAGAUGAUGCUUCUUUGGGGACUCCAACAGCCCACUUUCUCCAAACCAAAUGCUUUUGUUUCACAAUCUUCACUCAUCCUUAAGCUUGAUGCUUGUGGCCGUUCUCUCUCCAUUUCCCAGUCCCCUUCUUCCUUGGGCGUUCCUGGAGUAACAGGAUCCGUCAUGUGGGACAGCGGAAUUGUAUUGGGGAAGUUUUUGGAGAAUGCUGUGGAAACAGGACUACUUGUUCUUCAAGGCAAGAAGGUUGUUGAAUUAGGUGCAGGCUGUGGUUUGGUCGGUUGUAUUGCAGCUCUUUUAGGUUCUCAAGUUAUUAUUACAGAUAUGCCAGAUAGAUUGAGGCUUCUAAGAAAGAACGUGGAAGAUAAUUUGUAUGGUGGCAUACGGGGUAGUGCAACGGUUAAUGAGCUCACUUGGGGAGAUCGUCCUGACCCAGAAUUGGUCCAACCUUUACCUGAUCUUGUGAUUGGAUCAGAUGUAAUCUAUAGCGAAGAAGCAGUGACAGAUUUGCUAGACACUCUAGUAGAACUCAGUGGGCCCAAAACAACCAUUAUUCUAGCUGGAGAACUUCGAAACGAUGCCAUUCUUGAAUACUUCCUGGAAACAGCAAUGGAGGGAUUCAUCAUUGGUCGAAUCAACCAAACAGGCUGGCAUCCAGAAUAUCGUAGUCCACGUGUUGCUAUGUAUGUGCUGGUUAAAAAGUCAAUACCACAGUGAUUUGGAUGCUGGAUUUAUUAUUUGUAGCCUUUUCCCCUGUUUCGGUGCAUAAAUAAGCUUCAGAACCCCUUAUUUGGUAAA
Molecule: messenger RNA, 939 nt
Organism: Erigeron canadensis
Lineage: Eukaryota; Viridiplantae; Streptophyta; Magnoliopsida; Asterales; Asteraceae
Product: protein N-lysine methyltransferase METTL21A
Exons: 5
Coding region: 43-858 (271 amino acids)
Source: RefSeq, a predicted model, not a curated record